AUGGAUAACUCUAUAUGUCUCUGUAGCUCGAUUCGGCUUCUAUCCAAGCAAUAUGACGAAGAACGAGCUAGAGAGUUGAUCCCUGCCCUCAACAGCCACCUUGAAGACGUCCGCCGACUCCUGGCAAAGUCAAAGGCACUGUCCCGGGACGUGCAGUAUCAAAUCACGCCACGCAACCAGCGGACGAACAAGGCCCUGUCCGUGGAUUCCAUUGACCUCGCGCCCGUCAAGCAGAUUUAUGAGGUCUUCAGCGAGAACGUCGAUGGCUUCUGGGUAGCCUCUGACGAUCGUGUCAAUGCCGACUUGCGUCGCCGGUUGGCUUGCAUAGUAAUAUUCCUGAGAUCCAAGUUGGAUCCUGAAGCCUCAGUUCCACCACAUAUCGCCAAGCCAUUUCACGGACAGACAAACUAUGCGGAUAUUCGUAAUUCUGGAAGAAAGUAUAUUCAAAUCGCCCGAAAAUUGGGUGGUCUGGGAUCGAUUCUCUGGCUUCCUUUAGACAUUCCGCCCUCCACUUAUGAGCGAUACCUGAACAUAGAUGAUGAGGAAGUCUUCAAUCAUUUACUAUCUCUUGCUCCGCAAGUCACGGAUCACGCGGACGUAGUACAACGUCUCAUUCUAAGUCAGCUACGUGAUCCAUCUUUGAAAUCAUCUUAUUAUAAUCUCUUUGUCGACUAUGCAGAGCUUAUACCGGCAGCGGAUCAGCUGUUGCUCUUACUUCAAGCAUUCGGCGCAGUCGAAAUCCCUGAGGUCCUUCUUAAAGGUGUGCGAAGACCGCAGCGUCGAUGGAAUGCCGACGGAGAAAUAGACGCUGUCGAUGCCCACAAGUUUGGGCUUUCGAACGAGCUUGUCAAACUCAUUUCCGACGAUGUUGAGUAUUCAUGUGCCAUAGAGAGCCCUAAUAUCAUCAAACGCAGGUUGGAUAACGACACCCUGGCUUUGUCGCUAUGCCCCGAAUUUUCUGUUUUCCUGUCCCGAGUCUUACGACCGAGGACUGUAGAAGAGCUAGGGGCAGUCGCUCUGAAGGUGCUUUGCUUUGUUUGUCCACCAUGUUAUGAGGGCAAUACGGACUGGUCUGAACCACUCAAAUUGGCCGCCUGGCCUAUCGUUGAGAAGACGACUAGAGCGUACAAAGUCCCAACACCACUUAGAACACAAGUCCUCGAGGCUAUUCUUUUCUUCUGCGAAAGGGAUUCAGUUGCCAUGCGCCAUGUUGCUGUGGACAGGGCUAGAUCAUUGUUGCGAAAGUCUAUGCCUUAUUAUCUCCACGCUACAGUUGUGCUCUUUCGCAGCGUUCUUUACCGCAAUGAUGGAGAAUUCACAAAGUCAGAGGCCCACAUACGCGACUUUGUAUGGCGUGGCCCACGACCUGUUACUCGACGGGACCACUCACUCCAUGGACGGCUUCACAUAUCUCAGAUGGAGAACAAGAUCAAGUGCACUGACGAUGACGUCUCCCUGCUCAUCUACGAAUGGAAGGCAGAAUUACCGCUCUCGACUCUGGAUACCGAGGUGACAUUCCGACUUCAGAGCACAGCAGCGCGUUUCUUCCAAUCCAUCGGGAAUUUCGCCGCCGCCAGGGCUUCCCUCGAACAGACUCUCUCCCUUGACAUGACCAAACCGUUGCGAGGAAACACACGCCGACUAUUGGUGAGCAGACUUGCCGACAUGUAUUGCGAGAUGGAAGAAUACUCCAAAGCGGCCGAGAUUCUUCGGCCAGAGCUGAGUAGCUCGAACAAGCCCGAACUAUCACGUAGGGCCUAUCCGCGUCUAUUACUUUCAUCGGCAGAGUUCAAUAUCGGACUUGGAAACUUCGACGCAGCAGAAUUACUACUCAGAGAGCUCGAGACACAACAUGCCACUCCGAUUGGUAUAGACACGCUCUUUGAUCAACAGCUACACAUGCGUGCUGUCCUCGCUGUAGCUCGGAUAGCCCACUUCAGGUUGGAUAAGAACGUCGCCGUAACACGAUGGAGGUACGCCCUGCAAGAGAUUCAGCGUAUGCACGCUCUCAAAGCAGAAGCCGGCUUCACGGCGGCGACGAUACAUUUGUCCUUAGCUCAUGCGCAGCUUGCCGCCGGCGAUGCAGUUGGCGCCUCAGCAUCUUGGGCUGCUGGAUCGGAGAUACUCAAGACUGAGACGUGCGAAUUUUGGCUUCCUAUUGUGCCGACCGUUUGGCUUAACAAGGUUACGCGUGAGGUCUAUGAAGCUCAGGGCUGGACGUUUCGCAUGAUGCUACCAGGUGCCAAACCUGAUGCUACAACACCGUGA
Colletotrichum costaricense is the source of this 2268-nucleotide messenger RNA. RefSeq lists its product as uncharacterized. NCBI's taxonomy places the organism in Eukaryota, Fungi, Ascomycota, Sordariomycetes, Glomerellales, Glomerellaceae. The record is from RefSeq and is a predicted model, not a curated record. The transcript is spliced from 4 exons. Bases 1 to 2268 code for a protein of 755 amino acids. Gene Ontology annotation, molecular function: protein binding.